Messenger RNA from Papaver somniferum (opium poppy), 510 nucleotides. RefSeq lists its product as uncharacterized. Gene Ontology annotation, biological process: DNA integration. Gene Ontology annotation, molecular function: nucleic acid binding. The transcript has a single exon. NCBI's taxonomy places the organism in Eukaryota, Viridiplantae, Streptophyta, Magnoliopsida, Ranunculales, Papaveraceae. The coding region runs from base 1 to 510 and encodes 169 amino acids. The record is from RefSeq and is a predicted model, not a curated record.
AUGUGGAUAGAAUCUAUACCUCUUAAAGGGACCACCGGGGAGGUGAUCUCGGCUUUUAUCAAAGAUCAUAUCAUUUUUUGUUUUGGAAUCCCUAUGUAUAUCAUUUCCGACAAUGGUUCACCUUUUGUGAAUGGUGAUGUGAAAAAACUUCUGGAGGCUUUCAGGAUCCGAAAAAAGGUAUCAACCCCCUACUACCCGCAGGGAAAAGAGCAAGCAGAAUCUUCGAAUAAAACACUACUUCGCAUCUUGAGAAGGAGCCUCUAUGACAACAAGAGAACAUGGCAUGAAGAACUACCACUUGCAUUAAUGGCUUAUAGGAUUGCCAAGCGUACUUCAACCGGAUCCUCCCCAUAUAGCUUGGUGUAUGGUGAAGAUGUUAUUAUACCAGCGGAAGUCAUUAUAGCUUCAGCAAGAAUACUGUCAUCUAGCGGUGUCGACCUCGACAGCCAGCGUAUUCGAUCGCUCGACAUGAUAGAUGAGCGCCGAGAUAACGCGGAAAGAAAACAUUAG